CACCCCAACACUGCAGCUCUCACACACGCGGACAAGCGCGCGGGGGGGGGGUUCCUCUAGCGUUCUUACCGUUUGCACGCGCGGCUGACUGCGCUCCGCUCGCGCUGGCUGUGCUGGAGAACUGCAGGGAGGAUGAAGAUGAUGAUGAUGAACGCGGAGAAGAUGGUGAAGAUGGUGAGGACGCGCGAGGAUUCCCGUUAGGCUGCUGAAACACACACACACACACACACACACACACACACACACACUGCAGUGUGGAUCCUCCCAGCUUCAUCUCACGCGCGCGCGCGCACACACACACAUACACACACACACACACAUCCAUGGGCUUCAGCGUCUUCCUGGUCGAGCCCUGAAGCCGAGCGGCUCCGCUGCGCUCCGGGGGACGGACGGAUGUUUUUGAUGGACCACUGUGGCCGCUGGACACGCUGUGGAUGAUCAGGCUGGCUCGACGUUGACCACUCGCACGCGCGCGCGCAGCCCGAUGGGCUUCGGCCUCGUGUGUCUGCUGGACUCGUGGAGGUCUUCGGGAAGGCUGAGCGAGCAGAUCUAGAACGGGACGUGUUUUUUCUAGCACGCGCUCCCACGAUCGGUUUUUCUUUUUUUCCUAAGGCGUGAGAAUCCCCCCCCCCCGCCCCCCAGCACCCCCCACGCCCACUCACUCUCUCCUCCACCGCCCCCCCCCCCGCUGCCCCUCCCCCGGCGGACUGCGUGCGCCCGUGGCUGGGCGGAUGGGGUGUGAUGUGGACGCUCUGCACCCCGUCCUCGGCUGCUGUGUAACGCGUGUGUGUGGUGGUGGUGGUGGUGGUGGUGCUGUGUGUGCAGGAUGGCGAGGUUUGGAGACGAGGUUCCGGCCCGCUAUGGCAGUGGCGGCGGCGGCGGGGGUCCGGGUCAGGCCGGACCGGGCCGUGGGGGCAGCAGGCAGGGUGGACCGCCCGGAGCCCAAAGGAUGUACAAACAGUCCAUGGCCCAAAGAGCCAGAACCAUGGCCCUGUACAACCCCAUCCCCGUCCGGCAGAACUGCCUGACUGUCAACCGCUCACUGUUUCUGUUCAGCGAGGACAACGUGGUGAGGAAAUACGCCAAAAAGAUCACCGAAUGGCCUCCGUUUGAGUGGAUGAUUUUAACCACCAUCAUCGCCAACUGCAUUGUUUUGGCCCUGGAGCAGCAUCUACCAGACGGAGACAAAACACCGCUUUCAGAGAGACUGGAGGAAACUGAGCCCUAUUUUAUAGCGAUUUUCUGUUUUGAGUCUGGGAUUAAAAUCCUCGCUCUGGGUUUCGCCUUCCAUAAAGACUCGUACCUGCGCAACGGCUGGAACGUCAUGGACUUUGUGGUGGUGCUGACAGGUAUCUUGUCCACUGUUGGGUCUCAGUUGGACUUGCGGACGCUGCGAGCUGUCCGAGUGUUGCGGCCGCUCAAACUGGUCUCAGGAAUUCCGAGCCUGCAGGUGGUGCUGAAGUCCAUAAUGAAGGCCAUGAUCCCCCUGCUGCAGAUCGGAGUGCUGCUCUUCGUGGCCAUUCUAAUGUUCGCCAUCAUCGGCCUCGAGUUCUACUCCGGGAAGUUCCACAAAACCUGCUACGAUAACGCUACAGACGAAAUUUCGGACGAGCAGCCGUGCGGCGACGAGCUGCCGGCACGCGUGUGUCCCGAGGGGACGUACUGUAACGGGUCCUGGAUCGGCCCCAAUCACGGCAUCACGCAGUUCGACAACAUCCUGUUCGCCGUCCUCACCGUCUUCCAGUGCAUCACCAUGGAGGGCUGGACGGACAUGCUGUACUACAGCAAUGAUGCGUUAGGCAGUGCGUGGAACUGGCUGUACUUCGUCCCCCUCAUCAUCAUCGGCUCCUUCUUCAUGCUCAACCUGGUGUUGGGUGUCCUGUCAGGUGAGUUUGCUAAAGAGAGAGAGCGGGUGGAGAACCGGAGAGAGUUCCUGAAGCUGAGGAGGCAGCAGCAGAUCGAGAGGGAACUCAACGGGUACCUGGAGUGGAUCUGUAAAGCAGAGGAGGUCAUUCUGGCAGAAGAUGACAACACCGGUGACCGUUCUCGUCGCAGACCAACGUUAAAGAAGACGAAGACUGACCUGCUGAACCCGGAGGAGGGAGAGGACCACAUGGGGGAUGCAGUGGGUUCUCCGUUUGCCCGUGCGAGCAUUAAGAGUGGUAAAGGCGACGGUUCUAGCUUCAGUAAGAAGGAGCGCCGUUUCCGGUUCCUGGUGCGUAAGGUGGUGAAGACUCAAGCGUUCUACUGGACCGUCCUCAGCCUGGUGGGACUGAACACGCUCUGCGUGGCCGUCGUCCACUACGACCAGUCUGAGCUGCUGUCCGACUUCCUCUUCUACGCGGAGUUCAUUUUCCUGGGCCUCUUCAUGUUCGAGAUGCUAAUAAAGAUGUACGGACUGGGGACCAGACCAUACUUCCACUCCUCCUUCAACUGUUUCGACUGUGCGGUCAUUGUGGGCAGUAUAUUCGAGGUGGUCUGGGCGGUGAUUAAACCAGGGACGUCCUUUGGGAUCAGCGUGCUGAGAGCUCUCAGACUGCUCCGGAUCUUCAAGGUCACCAAGUACUGGGCGUCUCUGCGCAAUCUGGUGGUGUCUCUGCUGAACUCCAUGAAGUCCAUCAUCAGUUUGCUCUUCCUGCUCUUCCUCUUCAUCGUGGUCUUCGCUCUGCUCGGGAUGCAGCUCUUCGGAGGACAGUUUAAUUUUAACCAGGGAACCCCGCCUACGAACUUCGACACCUUCCCUGCAGCCAUCAUGACCGUGUUCCAGAUCCUGACAGGUGAAGACUGGAACAUGGUGAUGUAUGAUGGCAUCGUGUCUCAGGGCGGAGUGAAGAGAGGAAUGAUCUCCUCCGUGUUCUUCAUCGUCCUCACGCUGUUUGGGAACUACACACUGCUGAAUGUGUUCUUGGCUAUCGCUGUGGAUAACCUGGCCAACGCUCAGGAACUCACCAAGGACGAGCAGGAGGAGGAAGAGGCCACCACGCAGAAGAUUGCUCUGCAGAAAGCCAAAGAGGUCGCGGAGGUCAGCCCGCUCUCGGCCGCCAACCUGUCCAUCGCCGCUAAAGAGCAGCAGAAGAACUCAAAGCCUCCGAAGUCCGUAUGGGAGCAGCGCACCAGCGAGAUCCGCCGGCAGAACCUGAUGACCAGCAGGGAGGUGCUGUACAACGAGCUGGACGCAGAAGACCACUGGAAGGUCAAUGACAUUCCUUCGAACUUCCGUAACCGUCCAGACAUGAAAACCCACCUUGAUCGCCCCCUGGUGGUCAACCCUCAGGAAAACCGCAAUAACAACACCAACAAACCGCGGCCUGUUGAGCCAGAGGAUUUGCCACCUCACCCACCCCAGUACCGCCCCCCCCAGUCCAGUCGAGUCUGUCUGCACCAGUCGGACCCCCGGGACCCCCGACACCAUGCACACUCACACAGACGAAGGGAGGAGGGGAGCCGGAGGCACCGCAGUAGAGGAACAGAGGCUGGAGGAGACACGGAGGAGCCACAGGACAGGAGGCAGAGGAAGCAUCGCCACGGCAACCAUGGAGACGGAGAGGGGAGGAGGGAACGGACCUGCCCGCAUCGAUCAAGGAGGGACGGUGUUGUGUCCACUGGUCGUCCGGUGCAUGGUCUGCUGUGCAAUGAGAACGUGUACAGUGAGGAUCUAGAUAACCUGCGGAACAGCAGACUGGCCCUGCAUGACUCCGAGCCGUGCUGCGACGCGGAACAGGCCAACAACCUGCUGAACCUGCGGGGGCCGGAGCCUCAGGACACCAUCCUCAUCCUCACGCAGCCCACCUUCACCCCCACCAAGACUGACCACACCGCCAUAGACAUGCCCCCCAUUUACCCCUCCCUCCACGCUCAGCUGCAGGUGAAUAAGAACGCUAACACUGAACCGGCUAAAGAGGGCGAGAAGAAAGAGGAGGAGGAGGACGGUGGAGAUGAUGAAGAUGGACCCAAACCCAUCCCUCCAUUCAGCUCCUGCUUCAUCAUGUCUCCCACCAACCCGUUCCGUAAAUGCUGCCACUACAUCCUGACGCUGCGCUACUUCGAGAUGUGCAUUCUGUCGGUGAUCGCCAUGAGCAGCAUCGCCCUGGCAGCCGAGGACCCAGUGUGGCCUGACUCGCCUCAGAACAACGUUCUUCGCUACUUUGAUUAUGUCUUUACUGGUGUUUUCACAUUUGAGAUGCUGAUUAAGAUGGUGGUUCUGGGUUUGGUUCUUCAUGAAGGCUCGUAUUUCCGGGACCUGUGGAACUUUCUGGACUUUAUAGUGGUUAGUGGUGCCCUGGUGGCCUUCGCCUUCACGAGCCACUCAGGGGGGAGCACUAAGGGGAAAGAUAUCAGUGUCAUUAAGUCUCUAAGAGUGCUGCGAGUCCUGAGACCCCUCAAGACCAUCAAGCGUCUUCCCAAGCUGAAGGCUGUGUUUGACUGUGUGGUGAACUCUCUGAAGAAUGUGUUGAACAUCCUGAUUGUCUACAUGCUCUUCAUGUUCAUCUUUGCUGUGGUGGCUGUGCAGCUCUUUAAGGGGCGAUUCUUCUACUGCACGGACGAGUCCAAAGAGUUUGAGCGCGACUGCAAGGGUGAGUACCUGGUGUAUGAGCGCGAUAACGAAGUGAAAGCUGAGAAGCGGGAGUGGAAGAAGUACGAUUUUCACUAUGACAACGUGCUGUGGGCCCUGCUAACUCUCUUCACGGUGUCCACUGGGGAGGGGUGGCCGCAGGUGCUGAAGCACUCGGUGGACUCCACCUUUGAGAAACAGGGCCCUAGCCCGGGUUUUCGGAUGGAGAUGUCUAUCUUUUACGUGGUGUACUUCGUUGUCUUCCCCUUCUUCUUCGUCAACAUCUUCGUCGCUCUGAUUAUCAUCACCUUCCAGGAGCAAGGAGACAAGAUGAUGGAGGACUACAGCCUGGAAAAGAACGAGAGAGCCUGUAUAGACUUUGCUAUAAACGCUAAGCCUCUGACUCGCCACAUGCCGGAGAAUAAGCUGAGCUUCCAGUACCGGAUGUGGCAGUUUGUGGUUUCUCCUCCGUUUGAGUACAGCAUCAUGGCUCUGAUCGCGCUCAACACCAUCGUCCUCAUGAUGAAGUAUCACGAAGCUUCAGACCUCUACGAUAAAGUGCUGAAGAACCUGAACAUCGUCUUCACUAUCCUCUUCUUCAUGGAGUGUAUUCUGAAAAUGAUCGCCUUUGGGGUCCGAAAUUAUUUCCGAGAUGCAUGGAAUAUUUUUGACUUCGUCUCCAUUCUCGGAAGCAUCACUGAUAUCCUGGUGACGGAGCUGGGGCCCACGAAUAACAUCAUUAAUGUGAGAUUUCUGCGUCUGUUCCGAGCUGCUCGGCUCAUUAAGCUCCUGAGGCAGGGAGAAACCAUCCGCAUACUGCUGUGGACCUUCGUACAGUCAUUCAAGGCUCUGCCGUACGUCUGCCUGCUGAUCGCCAUUCUCUUCUUCAUCUACGCCAUCAUCGGCAUGCAGCUCUUUGGGAACCUGGCGUUAAUUGAGGAGGAAGAUAUCGCCAUUAAUGAACACAACAACUUCAGAACAUUCAUCAUGGCGCUGAUGCUGCUGUUCAGGAGUGCUACAGGUGAAGCGUGGCAUGAUAUAAUGUUGGCAUGUUUGGGCGGGAAGCCGUGUGACCCCGCCUCUGGAAAUGAAGCGGAGGAAUGCGGGAGUAACGUUGCCUAUGCUUACUUUGUCUCCUUCAUCUUCCUCUGCUCGUUCUUGAUGCUGAAUCUGUUUGUUGCUGUUAUCAUGGAUAAUUUUGAGUACCUGACUCGGGACUCCUCCAUUCUGGGUCCCCAUCACCUGGACGAGUACGUGAGGAUUUGGGCAGAGUAUGACCCGGCAGCCUGCGGCAGGAUCAGUUUCAGUGAUAUGUAUGAGAUGCUGCGGCUCAUGUGCCCGCCGCUGGGCCUGGGGAAGCGCUGCCCGGCGCGGGUGGCAUACAAGAGACUGCUACGUAUGGAUUUGCCUGUUGCUGAUGACAACACAGUGCAUUUCAACUCCACCCUGAUGGCCUUAAUUCGCACUGCACUUGACAUCAAGAUUGCUAAGGGAGGAGCAGACAAGCACCAGAUGGAUGCAGAGCUGCGUAAGGAGAUGAUGGCAAUUUGGCCGAAUUUGUCCCAGAAGAACCUGGACCUGCUGGUCACCCCACACAAGGCAGCCACAGACCUGACGGUGGGCAAGAUCUACGCUGCCAUGAUGAUCAUGGAGUACUACCGGCAGAGCAAGGCCAAAAAGCUGCAGGCACUGCGGGAGGAGCAGAACCGAACGCCAUUAAUGUUUCAGCGCAUGGAGCCGUCCCCCAAUCAGGACGGGGAUCAGGGGGUCAAUGGCCUGACUGAUCUACAGCAGGACACAGUCAACAGCUUGCCUGUGGACUCUAGUUUAAUGGACAGUCAGUCGUGGGUUACUCCAAGAGCUCAGGAGAUGUUCCAUAAAUCUGCCCCUGACAACUGGAACUCUGAUAGACCCUAUGAUGAUCACCAUGACAACCGCCACAACCCACAGACAGUAGAAAUGAGGGAGAUGGGGCCUGUUGGGGGCGGUUACUCGGACACUGAGACUUUUCACCCAAUGGAAGGGCAUGGGAGGACCAUUUCCAUGCCCCGCCUCUCAGCAGACAACCAACGUCGGAGAUGCAGACCACGAGGAAAUAACCUCAGUACCAUCACAGACAUGAGUCCAAUGCGCCGUUCUACAUCCUCACUGGUGCACGGGCGCUCAGGUCGAGGUGUACGAUUGGACGACUACUCGCUGGAGCGCGUAGUGUCAGAGGAAGGACAAAGACAUGGAAGACGGAGAAGAGAUAGAGACAGAGAGCGCAGUCACCGAACCUCCGAGAGAUCACUCACCCGAUAUACAGAUGCCGAUACAGGUCUGGGCACAGAUCUCAGCACUACGACACAGUCAGGUGACCUUCCUCCCAAAGAGAGGGAGAGAGAGAGAGGCAGGGCCAAAGACCGGCGGCACCACCAUCAUCAUCAUCACCAUCACAGCUCAGUGGAUAAAGAGCAUUACAGCCAUGAGAGAGAAUACCAUCAUCAUCCUCACAACAGAGCAGAACGCCACUGGUCGCGUUCACCCAGUGAGGGCAGAGAUGGCAGAGGACUCAGACAGGGCAGUAGUUCAGUAAGCGGAAGCCCUGUCCCGUCGACGUCUGGCACCAGCACGCCCCGCCGCGGGCGCCGCCAGCUGCCCCAGACACCCUCCACCCCGCGCCCCAAGGUCACCUACUCACCUGCCGUCAGGAAACCACCCUACCCACACUCGCCCGGUCAGGGCCGUCUCCGCUCACCCUCGCCGGGUCACGAGGGUCACUACCACCAUCGCCCUUCUUCACGUCCACCUUCUCGCCCACAGUCACGACAGGCCUCACCCCGCUCACCCAGGAACCCCCGCUGGUGCCCCCCAGUGGACAGUCUAGAAGGUGAUCCGCCGUUUUAUGAGCGGGACUAUGAAUACGAACGUCACCACGAGCCGCCUGCUUAUGAGCAGAGCCUGACACAGGGCAACCCUCACCCGCAUGCCCGCUCACCCAGGACUGCCCGCCACGGUGGAUUUUCGCACCCACGCCGCGUCCCCAAUGGCUACCGGUCCCCCUCCCCUCCAUCCCCACAGCGCCGUGGACAUUCACACCGCCCCGCUCACCCACGAGGGCCCAGAAAGGGCCUCCAUGAACCCUACAGCGAGACGGACGAGGACGACUGGUGCUAGCACCAGCAUGCGAUUGCCACAGAGGGGCACUGAGUUGUCCUAACAGACACAGAGACAUUGAUUUGGGAGGAGAGAGAGAGGAAGGAGGGGGGAGUGAUUUGUGAGAGACUCUAAAACUAGGAGCAACAUUCUCACUCUCUAAAUGUGAGAUGCCUUGCUCUCUCUCCUGUUCUCUCUCUCGCUCUCUCUCUCUCUCUCUCUCUACCGCCUUCUCCCUUGCUUUCUGGACAGCGUUACCCAGAAGCCUCAGCAGGGAUGGGCUGGGGAGCUGUGUUGAGCUGCAGCUGUGUCGGAAGUUCCGCUAGACUCCGAGAGCCGGAACAUUCCCGACAUGAGCCAACAGCGUGCUGAAAAAGAGAGGUUCGUUCCUUUCCUUUCAGUAACGAGGCUGCAGGAGAACGACACCCCGCUUCUCAAAACACAAGCUAUGCCUCUGAAAAAGACACAAAAAGAAAUUAAAAGAAGAUAAAAGGUUGAAAAAUACAAGCAGGCACUCUCGCGAACGGGAGCUGGCUCCGCCCACUGCAGGACUGGCCAGUGGCGUCGCAGGCUGAUACUGAUGAGUUUUAUCAUCUAUGUUUCCUCUAACAUGCUGAGUUGACCUCAUCGCCUGGGGAGGGGUUAACUAGGGCACCGAAGAGGACAAGACAGAAGCCCCGCCCACAAACCGGCUGGCCUAAGCAAAAGAUGCGAAGGAUAUAACAAAAAAGGGCAGAGAAAUUGACGGAUGAGGGAAGAGAUGAAAGACUAUUUCCUCUUUAGUAUGUCUUCAAUUAAUUAAUUACUUCUUCUUCUUCUUCUUGAACAUUUGGAGCUUGGUUGUUCUGUUGCAUUUGCUCUGCUUUCUUUAACCUUUACGGACUUGAAUCUGAAGGAAACAUGCAUGAAAAAAAAUCCUGACGAACAACUAACUGUGGAACGGGG
This is a messenger RNA of Pygocentrus nattereri (red-bellied piranha), 8632 nucleotides long. It is a transcript of the gene cacna1ab, whose product is annotated as calcium channel, voltage-dependent, P/Q type, alpha 1A subunit, b. Gene Ontology annotation, biological process: chemical synaptic transmission; calcium ion import across plasma membrane. The transcript has 50 exons. Gene Ontology annotation, cellular component: voltage-gated calcium channel complex; membrane; neuronal cell body. The coding region runs from base 827 to 7708 and encodes 2293 amino acids. The record is from RefSeq and is a predicted model, not a curated record. Gene Ontology annotation, molecular function: calcium ion binding; high voltage-gated calcium channel activity. Lineage: Eukaryota; Metazoa; Chordata; Actinopteri; Characiformes; Serrasalmidae.